Molecule: messenger RNA, 1812 nt
Organism: Hansenula ciferrii
Lineage: Eukaryota; Fungi; Ascomycota; Saccharomycetes; Phaffomycetales; Wickerhamomycetaceae
Product: Nitrogen assimilation transcription factor nit-4
Exons: 1
Coding region: 1-1812 (603 amino acids)
Biological process (GO): regulation of DNA-templated transcription
Molecular function (GO): DNA-binding transcription factor activity, RNA polymerase II-specific; zinc ion binding
Source: RefSeq, a predicted model, not a curated record
AUGGCUCCAGAAUCAAGAUCUAUUGCUUGUACUUUUUGCAGGAAAAGAAAACGGAAAUGUGAUGGGGAUUCACCAUGUGGAAUAUGUCGUAAAUAUAAUAAAAAUGGAGAUUGUGAAUAUCCAACUGAUAAAGAUAGAAGAAAAUGGAAAUAUGAUUCAACUUAUGUUGAUUAUUUGGAAUUGAAAUGUGAUUUGAUGCAACAAUUUGCUAAUGAAUUAAUUAGAAGUGAUCCAGAAAAAGCUCAAUUAAUUAAUACUGAUUUUUUAGAAAAAUUAAAUUCAAUACCUAGAAAGCCCAAUACAAAUUCAAGUAAUAAUAAUUCAAGUGCUGAAUUAUUGUUAAGAGAUCUUGCUGAUGAAAAUGCUAUUGAUGAAUUAGUUUCUACAACUUGGAAAGUUAGACAAGAUGAAAAUGGUUAUACUGAAUUUUAUGGACCAAUAAGUGGUAGACAACAAGUUAUUGAAAAUGAAGAUUAUGAGUUUAAAAAUUUAAGACCAAAUACAAAUCUUGAUUUUGUUCAAAUAAGUUUAGAAUUUAAAACAAAAUUAAUUGAAAUUUUUAAAAAAAGUUUUGCACAAUUUUUUUAUACUUCAUGGUUAAAUUUAGAUGAAGUUAUUGAAUGGGAAUAUCCUUCAAAUGAUGUAUCAAAACAAUUUUUACAAUGUGCAAUUUUUACAUAUAGUUCAUUAUUUACAUCACAUAAAGAUCUUUCAUUUAUUUUUUUACAAGAAGCUGAAAUGCUUUGUUUAAAAGCUACAAGAAAUAUUAACGAUUAUGUUUUACAAGGUUUAUUAAUUUUAUCAUGUUUUGAAUUAGGUAUGUCAUUAGAUUCAAAUUCUUGGGUAUUAAAUGCAAUGAGUUCUUCAUUUACACAAUUCUUAAGACUUCAUUUAAAAGAUCCAUCUGCAACAACUCCCGAAGAAUCACAAGCUUUAGUAUCAUUAUCACCAGUUAAAUGUGCACUUUUUUGGUCAGUUAUAUUACAAGAUCGUAUUAUAACAAGUGUAUUAGGUCGUGGUGUUCGUAUACAAUAUUUUAGAAUCAAAACACCAUUUUAUACCCCCAAGACAAUGGAUAAAUCAAGUCCAAGUUAUAUUGCGGAAUUAAGUUUUACUUAUCAUACACAAUUAUGGUAUAUUCAUGAUCGAUCAAUUGGACAAAUUUAUUCAUUUAAAGCUGAAUUUUUACAUAAUUCUCAUAAAUCAGUUUUAAUGAACCAAGGAAUUGAUUCACUUGAAUCAUUGAAAAAAUCAUUUCCAAAAGUUUUAGAAAUGAAUGAAGAUACAAUGGAUUCAAGAAUUUUAAUUUUACAUUUAUCAUAUUCAAUUAGUUAUUUAUUAUUACAUCGUGCAUAUUUAAAUCAAAUUCCAUUAAAAGUUAUAACAAUAACUUUAGAACAUUGUGAAAUUGCAUCAUCAAUAAUUAAAAGAUUAACUUUAUUAGAAUCAAAUGAAUAUAAUUAUCCAUAUUUUUUAUCAUAUUUAAUUUUAACAUGUGCAACAUUUGAUUUAUUUUUAUUAUCAAAUAAAGAUUUAUCAUUAAAAUCAAAAUCAUUAUCAAGAAUAUCAAUUUAUAUUGAUUCAUUAUUAAAAUUUGGUAAGAUUUGGAGACGUGGAUUUAAAGAUAUUCAAGUUUUGUAUGAAUUGUCUAAAAGAUGGAAUUUAAAUAUACCACAAUUAAAUGAUGCUUUAAUUAUUGUGGAAAAUUCUUAUAAUAAUCAUAUUGAUCAAUCAUUUGAUUAUGGUUAUGUUAAUGAAGAUUCUACUAUUCAUGCUGAUAAUUUUUAUAAUCAAUUUAAAGCAGAUAUGUGA